AAUGUCAUUUGUAUGGGAAGUGGCUGAAAAGUAGUUUGCAGCUGGAUACGUGAAUGCUUAACAAAAAUGGAUCGGUUCUUGUGGUCAAAUGGUCUGCUGGAGAUGAACGAAACCUUAGUGAUCCAGCAAAGAGGUGUCAGAUUAUACGACGGAGAUGAAAAGGCGAAACUUGAUGUCGGUAUUGUCCUCCUGAGUACGCAUCGACUAAUCUGGAGGGACAUGAAAAACCACGAGUGCUGCAUUGCCAUACCCCUGUCCCAGAUCAUCUUCUUUGAGGAGCAAGCAGCAGGAAUUGGAAAGAGUGCAAAGAUUGUUAUUCACCUGCACCCCGUGUCCCCCAACAAAGAGCCAGGACCCUAUCAGCACAGCAAGUACUCCUACAUCAAGCUGUCCUUCAAGGAGCAUGGCCAGAUAGAGUUCUACCGCCGACUGACCGAGGAGAUGACGCAGAAGAGGUGGGAGAGGACGCCUGUGUCCCAGCCAAUGUCGACAGCAACGGGACCUCAGGCAGGAAGGACCCGCGCCGUGGGGAUCGUGGGCAUCGAGAGGAAGCUGGAGGAGAAGAGGAAAGAGACGGACAAAAACAUUUCAGAGGCCUUUGAAGACCUCAGCAAGCUGAUGGAGAAGGCCAAGGAGAUGGUGGAGCUGUCCAGAUCCAUAGCCUCCAAAAUCAAGGAGAAACAAGGCGACAUCACUGAGGAUGAGACGAUACGGUUCAAGUCCUAUCUGCUGAGCAUGGGCAUCGCCAACCCGGUCACUAGGGAGACCCACGGCUCAGGCACGCACUACCACAUGCAGCUGGCCAAACAGCUAGGGGACAUGCUCCUCGCUCCGCUGGAGGAGCGUGGAGGUAUGAUGGCUCUCACUGAAGUCUACUGCCUGGUCAACCGUGCGCGUGGGAUGGAGCUGCUGUCUCCAGAGGACCUGGUGAACGCCUGUAAGAUGUUUGAGUCCCUUAAGCUGCCUCUGAGGUUGCGUGUUUUUGACAGCGGGGUGAUGGUGGUCCAGUUGCAGUCCCACAGUGAGGAAGAGAUGAUUGCAUCUGCGCUGGAUAAUGUGUCUGAGAAAGGGUCACUGACCUCUGAGGAAUUCGCCAAGCUCCUGGGACUGUCUGUUCUUCUCGCUAAAGAGAGAUUGUUGCUGGCUGAGAAAAUGGGCCACCUCUGCAGAGAUGAUUCUGUGGAGGGCCUGCGGUUUUACCCCAACCUCUUCUAAUAAAGCCCCCGAGAGCGUCAUCAACGCACCGCCCGUCAGCGAUCUCCACCCCCCUGGCCUUGUUUUGGACCCUCAGAGAUUGCCGAACUUCAGAGCGAUUGCUGAGGCGUCCUUACCGAAGUCCACUUCGCUUUGAGCAAAAUGGCUGUCUGCAAAUGUGGCAAAAUUGCUUAAAAGAAGUGUUCUCCCUUGUCUUAAGAGAGCAAGACAACAAAUAGACGGAUGCAUUGUUUCGUUACUUGAAUAAUACUUAUGGUAGUUAUAAGGGUGUCUGGCCACACUGAGAGGAAUAAUCUGUUUCUCCCUUGUUUAUGUAGCUCUGAGGGAUGUCAUCCCAGCUACUAAGUCCAAAGGAUCAGGGCACAGCACACCUGUCAUGCUGGAACAUCUUACUGUAGGCAGCAGGUCUAGAGGUUUUAGGCAAGGAUAGGAUUCUACAAGCAAAUAAACAAGGUGUUGUUCUAAAGGUUCUUAAAAAAUAUUGACAUGCACCUAUAAUACUGUUUGUCCAAGUGCAUAGAAAUAUUUGCAUAUCAUGAGUCUGUCUGGUGCCAGGUUUUGGUAGCACUUGUGGCCACAAAUCAGCUGAUUUGGGAAACAUCCAAUAUGUCAUAUCACUCCUUUAAUCUGUCAACUUUUAUUAGGUAAAGAGACUUGCUCCUGGGACCUGUUAUCAACAUUGUUAUGAAUUU
Molecule: messenger RNA, 1907 nt
Organism: Megalops cyprinoides (Indo-Pacific tarpon)
Lineage: Eukaryota; Metazoa; Chordata; Actinopteri; Elopiformes; Megalopidae
Gene: vps36
Product: vacuolar protein sorting 36 homolog
Exons: 14
Coding region: 67-1215 (382 amino acids)
Biological process (GO): protein transport to vacuole involved in ubiquitin-dependent protein catabolic process via the multivesicular body sorting pathway
Cellular component (GO): ESCRT II complex; late endosome membrane
Molecular function (GO): ubiquitin binding; phosphatidylinositol-3-phosphate binding
Source: RefSeq, a predicted model, not a curated record